Toxotes jaculatrix (banded archerfish) is the source of this 1416-nucleotide messenger RNA. RefSeq lists its product as uncharacterized. Bases 1 to 1341 code for a protein of 446 amino acids. Lineage: Eukaryota; Metazoa; Chordata; Actinopteri; Toxotidae. The record is from RefSeq and is a predicted model, not a curated record. The transcript is spliced from 4 exons.
AUGUUUCCUGACUCGGACAUUGCCAGAAAUUUCCAAUGCGGGAAGGAUAAAAUCGCCUAUAUCAUCAAAUGGGGAAUCGCGGAGUUCGUCAAAAAAGAGCUCAUCUCAAAGGUGACCGGCCCUUUCAUUUUAAUGUUCGACGAAAGUCUGAACCGCGCAUCAAAAAAAAAACAACUGGACCUUCACGUGAGGUACUGGGAUGGCGGCCAGGUACAGUCCCGUUACCUAGGCUCUCAGUUCCUGGGCCAUGCUACAGCAAACGACUUGCUGAAGGAGGUCAAAGAAUGUGCAGGCAACCUGGACCUCAGCAAGUUGCUGUCAUUUUCUAUGGAUGGGCCAAAUGUCAACCUCAAAUUCUUUGACCUGUUCCAGGCAGAAUAUGCUGACCUCUAUGGGGGGUCUCGAUUGAUAUCCGUAGGAAGCUGUGGGUUACACACCCUACAUAAUGCAUUUAAAUCAGGCUUCUCAGCGUGGAAUCUGGACAAGCUUCUCAGGGCCUUCCAUACAAUAUUCAACAAUGUGCCCGCAAGAAGGGAAGACUACAUCAAAACCACAAAGUCUACGCGGUUUCCAUUGGCGUUCUGUGGACAUCGAUGGCUUGAGAACCUGCCGGUGGUCGAACGAGCUCUGGAAAUCUGGCCAUAUAUGCUGUUGUACACAAAUGCUGUGAGGACCAAGGAGCUUCCACAUCCCGGCACUGCAAGCUUUGAUGUCAUUGAAGAUGCCCAGAAAGAUCCCCUGGCUCUACCUAAGCUGCAGUUUUUCAGGAGUGUCGCCCAGCUAUUUGACCCAUUUUUAAAGAAGUACCAGACUGAGGAACCGGUGAUGCCUUACCUGGGAAAAGAUCUGGCAGAGUUGAUCAAGAGUCUGAUGCGUCGUUUCGUAAAACGAGAGGUCCUGCAGGACAUCACUACAGUCCAACUUACCAACCUGGACCUGGAAAAGGAGACCCUGAUGGCCAUGCACUCCGUGGAUAUCGGCCUGGGUGCUGAGGAGGCCCUCAAGGGGACACCAUUCUCCAGCAGUUUGAUGCUUUGUUGUCCGGGGAAUGCAGGCAUGAAGACUUCCUCUUGUUCAAGCCAAUGCAAGAAAGGCUCGAUAUCUUCCUGCACAGCAUCAUCUGCAAGUCAUACCCAGAGCUUUGGGACUUUUGCAAAAAACUACUUGUACUGUCUCAUGGGCAGGCGUCUGUGGAGAGAGGGUUCUCUGUCAAUAAAGAGAUCGAGACAGAGAACAUGCAGGAGGAAACACUGGUCGCACAAAGGCUCGUUUGCGAUUACAUUGCCAUACAUGGGGGCGUUACAAAGGUGCCACUUACUCAGGAGUUACUUAAAUCUGUAAUGGCUGCCAGGGCAAGGUAUCGUGCACAUUUGGAAGAGGAGAGGAAGAGGAAGGAGGCCGAGGCAAAAGGGAAGG